Colletotrichum lupini is the source of this 999-nucleotide messenger RNA. RefSeq lists its product as uncharacterized. The transcript is spliced from 2 exons. The coding region runs from base 1 to 999 and encodes 332 amino acids. The record is from RefSeq and is a predicted model, not a curated record. NCBI's taxonomy places the organism in Eukaryota, Fungi, Ascomycota, Sordariomycetes, Glomerellales, Glomerellaceae.
AUGGUUGCCGAAGUAGCUGCUAUCGAGUUCGCAGGUCUGCUACUACAAUUUACACAAAUCAGCGUCAAAUUGUUCCAUCAUGCUCGAGAAGGCUACAACUCUGCCUCUGGAUCCACAGCUCGCGACGAAAUCUUGGCGGUACAUGCGAGCCGAACAAGGGACCUAGCCAAGAGUAUUCUUGAGAACGAAGAGGGCUUGAAUGGUCGCUCAACCCAGCUCAGAGAAAUCACCCCCGCCUCUGAAAAGGCUGCGACGGAGUUGAUCGACUUGCUCGAUACCCUGAGGGUGAAGGUAGAGCAUGGCGACAAGAUUUCCAGCCGGAGGUGGAAGAGCGUUGAACAAGCAUUACGGCAUCUAGUGAAUGAAGGGAAGAUUCACAGACCGGAGGAGAGAUUUGAGAGUCUCUGCAAAGAUUUACAAAUGUUUCUUGCUUUCGCUGCCGACCGUUUCCAGGGAGAGGUUGUACGAGUGAGAAGACAGCAUCAAACUUUACAGAGUUUGAAGUUUGAUCAAAUCAAGACGAGGCAAGAAGCGAUCAAGAAGAGUCACAGAGACACGUUCAACUGGAUCUUUGAAGAGGAAAACACCACCUUCUCGCAAUGGCUGGAGUCCGAAAAUGGUUUCUACUGGAUUCGAGGAAAGCCAGGGAGUGGAAAGUCUACUCUGAUGAAAUUUCUCGUUUCCCACCAGACAACGAAAUUGAAGUUACGAAAAUGGGGCGAUGGCUGUACAACUGUAAUAGCCAGCCACUACUUCUGGAAUGCAGGGAAUACCAUGCAAAAGUCUCAACUUGGCCUUUUGCAAACACUUCUAUACGAGGUGUUGAAGGAGGUGCCAGAUCUGAUCGAGCAAGUUUGCGGAUCCCGCUGGUCCUGGUCAGAACCUACCCUAACGGACAUAUGGGACAAGGGUGAACUGCUCACGGCUUUCGGCAUGCUCGCCAAACAGUCGGAGAUAUCUGCUAAAUUCUGCUUCUUCAUCGACGGAUUGGAUGAGUAG